AAGCAAAAUAUCAACACAGCCGAGGCGGCUUGGGCGCUCGGCCCCGGUCCCCCGCCUGCCCGCCGCCUGCCUGCCCGCCCCCGCGCCCACGACGGGGGCCCAGGCCCCCCGGCGCCGCCCAGGGCCCGCGCGGACGCCGGCCUCAUUUAUUAUUCCCCCGCCCAGAACUGCGGCUUCCCGGUGUUGAAGAUCCCCCGGAGUAGGGGCGAGGGCUGCCGCUUCCCUGCCGUGACACCCUCUCCUUGCCCCAGCGGGGCCGGUGGCUGUGCAGAAGGUGUCCUGCAGACCAUGAACUGAGCCCUGGUCCCAGGCCGUUAAUGAGCACAGUGUGAGGCGAGCCGCCACCCGCCACCCAGCGAUCCCCUCCCCUCCCUGGCACUGAGAAUCCCCGGAGAAGAUGGGGAGGAAAAAGAUUCAGAUCCAGCGGAUCACUGAUGAGCGGAACCGCCAGGUGACGUUCACCAAGCGGAAGUUCGGGCUGAUGAAGAAGGCGUACGAGCUGAGUGUGCUGUGCGACUGCGAGAUCGCGCUCAUCAUCUUCAAUCACUCCAACAAGCUGUUCCAGUACGCCAGCACCGACAUGGACAAGGUGCUGCUCAAGUACACGGAGUACAACGAGCCGCACGAAAGCCGCACCAACGCCGACAUCAUCGAGGCGCUGCACAAGAAACACAGGGAGUGUGAGAGCCCCGAGGUGGACGAGGUGUUUGCCCUGACCCCCCAGACGGAGGAGAAAUAUAAAAAGAUAGACGAGGAGUUUGAUAAAAUGAUGCAGAGUUAUAGACUGGCCUCAGCUGUCCCGGCCCCCAACUUUGCCAUGCCCGUGACAGUGCCCGUGUCCAGUCAGAGCUCACUGCAGUUCAGCAACCCCAGCGGCUCCCUGGUCACCCCUUCCCUGGUGACGUCAUCCCUCACGGACCCACGGCUCCUGUCCCCCCAGCAGCCAGCACUACAGAGGAACAGUGUGUCCCCCGGCCUGCCCCAGCGGCCCGCCAGUGCAGGGGCCAUGCUAGGGGGAGACCUCAACAGUGCAAAUGGAGCCUGCCCCAGCCCCGUGGGGAACGGCUACGUCAGUGCUCGGGCCUCCCCUGGCCUCCUCCCCGUGGCCAAUGGCAACAGCUUAAACAAGGUCAUCCCUGCCAAGUCUCCGCCCCCACCCACCCACAGCGCCCAGCUCGGAGCCCCCAGCCGCAAGCCUGACCUGAGGGUGAUCACGUCCCAGGGAGGAAAGGGGUUAAUGCACCACUUGACUGAGGACCAUUUAGACCUGAACAAUGCCCAGCGCCUUGGGGUCUCCCAGUCUACCCACUCGCUCACCACCCCUGUGGUUUCCGUGGCAACGCCAAGUUUACUCAGCCAGGGCCUCCCCUUCUCCUCCAUGCCUACCGCCUACAACACAGAUUACCAGCUGACCAGCGCGGAGCUCUCCUCCUUACCAGCCUUCAGUUCGCCUGGGGGACUGUCACUAGGCAACGUCACCGCUGUCACUGCCUGGCCGCAGCCACCACAGCCCCAGCAGCCGCCCCAGCCGCCUCCCCAGCAGCCGCCCCAGCAGCCGCCCCAGCAGCCGCCCCAGCAACCUCACCUGGUCCCCGUGUCUCUCAGCAACUUAAUCCCUGGCAGCCCCUUGCCCCACGUGGGUGCUGCCCUGACGGUCACCACCCACCCCCAUGUCAGCAUCAAGUCGGAACCGGUGUCCCCCAGCCGAGAGCGCAGCCCUGCGCCUCCCCCUCAGGCUGUGUUCCCAGCCACCCGCCCUGAGCCCGGCGAUGGUCUCAGCAGCCCGGCCGGGGGCUCCUAUGAAACGGGGGACCGCGAUGACGGCCGGGGGGACUUCGGGCCCACGCUGGGCCUGCUGCGUCCGGCCCCGGAGCCUGAGGCCGAGGGCUCGGCUGUGAAGCGGAUGCGGCUGGAUACCUGGACAUUAAAGUGACGGUCCCCACCCCCCUCUCAGCCUCCCUGAUGAAGAGUUGACAAUCUCACCGCCCACCCCCUGUCCUGGGCUCCUCCCGCUCGACCCCCACUUCCUCUCUUGUGCUCCGUGUCCUGUCGACGGUUACAUUUGUGUAUAAUUAUUAUUAUAUUAUUAUUAAUAUUAUAUUUUUUUUAAUUUGGAUUCUCGCUUUGGAGGGGGGAUGCUCCCAUCCCCUCUUUCUGCACCCCCGCCAUUUUCACUGGCCGGGGGUGCUCUUUUUUGCGGGCAGGGGGAUACUUUGCACGUUGUACACAUAUGCUGCAGGAGGGGUGGGGGCCCGAGAGGCGUCUGGGAAGGACAGGUGCCGAGUCCUGCAUGCGGAGCCCUCCCACCCCAUCCCCCAGACAGAGGGAAAUAACCAAAAAAACUACCAAACAACAAAACCCUUACAAUAGACUGAAACCCCAAAGUCGGCUGGCGUGACGGUGGGUUUGUUUCAGGGCAAAGCGAGGCGGGGGCUCUGGAAAGGGUCUCUGCGUCUGGGCUGUCCCGUGGCCGCAGGCACAUGGGGCAGAAUACCCACACCUGGCCUCCACACGCCCCUGCACAUGCACGAUGCGUCCUCACUGGGUCUUGUGUGAGCUGCAUCCCCAAGGUGUGGGGGUGCCGGCUGAGCUUUGGGGCUGGGAAGGCUGCCUGGGAAUCUGAGGCUGGGGAAGUUCGGAGGUGGGGGCCCCUCUGACGCCCCUUUCUGGAGAGAAAGAGCCAUGACGAGAGAGCUGAGAAGGGACAGAGGAUGAGCCAGGAGUGAGUGGGGUCCCCUCCCUUCCCCAGCGUUUUCUCUAAGAUACACAGUGCAAUAGCUCCCUUUCCCUCAGUGACACCAGCCCUGUAAAGCUGGCCACAAGCAGGGGGGCCUGGGGACAGGAGCUGGAGUGAGGUGGCUCAGUGGGAACCGGCCUCGCUGGCAGGUGUGAGCAAGGGGACUGGCCCUCCCCUGCACGUACACGUCCCUGAGGAGUGCACGUGGGACGGGGUGAGCGUAGGAGGGGGCCUGGAGGUCCGCAGGCCUGCCUCCCUUGUCUCCCCCUGGGCCCUCUCCCAGCCCCCCAGCUCCUUCGCUGCCACCUCACCUCCCUGCUCGUGCGCCCUCAUUGUCUCGCUACCUCCUGUCCCAGCACCCAGGCCCAGCGCACCUUCCCUCUUGGCUACUGUAACUGUAAAUAGCAACCUUUGGAAACCGUUAGCAGUGUAACAGUCCAGGAAACUGUUUUUUUGUUGUUGUUGUAUUGAUAUGAAAUGAGAUUCUAUUUUUGUCAAAGUAUAUUGUAAUAAUAAUGACUCAAACGGCCGUACUGUACAGAUGAGGUUCUUCUGCUGUUGUCCUUGCCCCCCACCCCCCUCCAGUCUGCCCCUCCCUGCCGCCUCCCAGGUCCUGGGGCCUCUGGCUGGAUGACAGCAAAGUGGAGGGGGCCGGCCCCCAGCCUGUGACCCACACCGCCCUCCCCCAGGGGCCUGGCGUCUGCCCCUCCUUCACGGAAACCCAGCUCCGCUGCCUAAGGGCCGCAGGGCUCCCUUGGGGUCUCACCCUGGUGGGAAAGCAGAGUGGACUCGCCCGUGUGGGGGCAGGUGACUCUGCCUGCCUCUCGGACCCAGCCGCUGGCAGUCUUCUGACACGGCGCAGGGGGACCAGAAGCAGGGGCAUGGGGCCGCACGUGGGCCUGCGUGUUCCUAAGGGCGCCUGCUGUCGUAUGUCUGCGUGUGCCUGUGCAUGUGCGCGUGUGUGUGCACGCGUGUUUGCAUGGGUCUCGGAGCCCCUCGGGCCAUGUGCAUGAAUCCUUGUGUGAAUCGAGCUCUGAGGGCGUCUGCGUGCGUGUGCUGCCUGGGUGUGUUUGCACAGGGACAGGUGGCUACUGCAGCCACUCACCCUGGCUUCCAGCCCCGUAACCCUCCUCCCUGAGUCCCCGUCCCUCCUGCCCCCCUCCUUCACCUGUUCUCACCCUCAGCUCCGAUAUUUUUGUCGUGCAGUCAGGAGGGAGCUGGCAGUCGGGCCUCUGCUUCUCCCCGCAGCCCUGCCUCUCCAGGCUCCAUGCAGAUGUCCCCCCAGGGCCCCGACCUUUACACACAGCUCCCUCCUGGAGCGCCCUCUCUCGCAGCCCCGUCCUUCUUUCAGGGUGACACUCAGUUCCUCUUCCUUCCUGGUCAGUGAGCCAUCCUUCUCACAGCUUAACCCCCACCUGCUGAAGGCCACAUGGCAUGUCUGGUCUUCCUGCAGGUCCCCAGAGGGAGUUUCAAGGGUCAGUGAGACGUGAUCAGGGCCUUGAAAGAAGACAGGAUGUCGUCUUGUGUGUGUGUGUGUCCCAGAGCCUGCCCAGUAAUGGUGAAUGGCUGGAUGGGUGAAUGACACGUGCUCAAUAAACGCUGAAUGACCGGCCUUCCCUUCUCAGGCUAUGCCUGCCACCAGCCUGUCCGCCUUGCUAGGCUGGGCUCGGCCACCAUUAGCACAGGGUGGGGUGAGGCCCCUGCAGCUCACGGUGCAAUAUUAACCAGUUUUGCCCUCUGCCUGGCAGUGGCAACCCUGGCUUUUGAUUACCAUGUAUGGGUGUGUGUGUCCCUUCUUCUCUAUCCCUGGGGGCAGGGGGUGGUCUGCGAAUGAACAUGUGACAUUUCUGCAAUUCACUAUCCCAAGAUUUCUGCUGGCCGGCCAGAUGAGGGUCCCUGGGAACCCAGACCUCAAGCGGGGGCUGCAUUUCUUCUUCCUCUCACAAGCCAAAUUUGCCUCCACCCACUCCUUCCUCCAAGACCGUGCCCGUGGCAGAGGCCUCACAGUGCCCCGGCCCUCCCCAGGCUCAGGCUUCCCACAGCUUUUGGGGACAGUGGGCACAGAGCCCCCACACCUCCCGCAGUGAUCCCUGGCCCUCACCCGCCCCCACACCGUGGACAGGAAGGACAUGAUGCACCUUCUCUUGCUGAUUAUUUAUUUGUUUGGAGAGACAGAAAUGAUGUAAAAGUGUAUCUAGAAAUAUCUCUAUCUAUAUAUUUUUAACUGACUCUGGAAUCCCCUGGGGUGGGAUGGGGGGUGGAUUUAGGCUUUCAUAGAAGGAAGGGGACCUGGAGCCUGGGAACUCCUCUCCUCCCCUCGGCCACCUCUCCACCCCUAAACACUUGGUAGAAGGAAUGGGAUUUGUAUUGGGGAGGGGGGGCUGGAAUGUUCUGGGAGAAUCUGGAUUCUCUCUGUCUUCCCUGUUCACGUCCCAGAGGGAGGGGGGACAGGCCACAGAGGUGCCCCACCCCCAAGCCCGACAAUCACCCACACUCCUGCGGCUCCCCCUGCGUGCUGCGCAGGGCGGGUCCACGUGUGUGGCAGUCAAUUUGUUUUCAAUAUUUCUUUUCGUGCUGUAUGGUGAUGCUUUCUUAGUAUUCUACACAAUAAGAAAAGACAAAGUCCUUGAGAUUCUUAUGAGUUUUGUUUGAAAACUCUUUCACUAUAUUUGUUGUGAAGAGGUUUACUAUUAAAAGGAAAAGAAUACACAUUUCUGAUA
Molecule: messenger RNA, 5457 nt
Organism: Rhinolophus ferrumequinum (greater horseshoe bat)
Lineage: Eukaryota; Metazoa; Chordata; Mammalia; Chiroptera; Rhinolophidae
Gene: MEF2D
Product: myocyte enhancer factor 2D
Exons: 12
Coding region: 398-1933 (511 amino acids)
Biological process (GO): positive regulation of transcription by RNA polymerase II; cell differentiation
Molecular function (GO): RNA polymerase II cis-regulatory region sequence-specific DNA binding; histone deacetylase binding; protein dimerization activity
Source: RefSeq, a predicted model, not a curated record